ACAGAAUAGAAAACAAAACGGCGACGGCAGGCAGGUAACGGCCGCAACUUUGUUUAAAUAAAUUAUAAUUUAAUAAAUUGUACCACAAGUUGCAUAACAAACAAUAUAAAUAAAUAGAAAUGGAUACGAGAAAUAUACAAAAAAGUCAGAAAAACAAGUUUUUAAAGCUAUCUCUAAAGAAAAAUAGGUUGAAAAAUGACCUAGAAUUUAAGAAUAUGAACCGAAGUUCUGAUGUUAUUAUUCUUGACGAGUCUUUUGAUAUACUUAAAACAGAAUUUACUAAAAAUGUACGGUCCCCAAAGAUUUACUCUCCGAUUGUUAUAAAUGAUUCAGAUUUAUCAAAUGAAAGUUUACCUAAAGUGGUAAUAAAUGACAAUGCGUCAUUCAACAGUUCAACAGGAGAAAUGUCUAUUACAGAAACAAGAGAUUGCCGUCCAAGUUUUGGGGGUUGGUCUCCGGCUCAAAACAUAAUAAAAGCCACCCCUAAAUACGAAGCCGUCCCUUCCACGCCCAAAGAUGUAGCCAAUGAAUCACUUGAACAGUGUUCGAUAAAAAAAAUUCAACAGUCACAAAAGAAAUUGCUUGACGACCUCUACGGAGAGACGUGGAAAUCCAUUCCUACACUUUUCAAAACCAUAACACAAAAUUACACAAAUUUCAAUGGUGUGACGAAAAAAUUGGAAUUUGACGAUGAGGACAGCGACAAGGAGAACAUAAGACAAGAUUUAAAAAAGAAUCGAGAACUUUAUCUAACUGGUACGGAUGCAAAACGAAAAGUUAUAGCAUUUGACUCUGAGAAAAAGUGCAAGAAGAAAUUGUACACAGAAAAGGUGCCCAGUACUCCAAUUCCUAGUACAAAGUCUGUAAAAACCCGUAAUGUAAAUAGCACAACAAAGAAAGCCAAAGGUAUGACUGUGACCGAAUUGGUUGCUAGCAUGAAGAAUGAUGUUGAUGAUCUGGCGAAAGAAGUGGAGAAAGUAUCUGUCAAUAAACCAAAGUAUGUUAGUAGUAAUAUUAGAGAUAUAUAUUUGACACCAACUGACAAUAGUGUGGAGAAAUUGAGUUUUAUGGGCUCUUUGGCAGACAAUGUCCCAACUUGGAGAUGCCACCCGGAUGCGUUCCGAUACAAGGAUAAUUACAAGUCGACUCGGGAAGAGCUAUGCAGGCGAUUGUUUGUGGAGUUUAACAAGACUGUCUUCGAUAAUGCGCUUGAGGAAGACAUGCCCAUAUUGUGGGACACUAAGUUGAGGAGUACUGCUGGGACGACCACGAACCGCCUGGUGAAGACGUCGUCGGGCGUGCGCCGGCGCACGUCCAGCAUCAAGCUGUCGCUGAAGGUGCUGGACGCGCCGCAGCGGCUGCGGGACACGCUCGUGCACGAGCUGUGCCACGCCGCCGUCUGGCUUGUGGACGGCGCGCUGCGUGCGGGACACGGGCCUCUGUGGAGGAAGUGGGCGACGCACGCGCUGCGCAAGUUUCCGGAGCUGGGCGAGAUAUCGCGAUGUCACGACAUGCAGAUACACUUCAAAUACACGUAUAAGUGCACCAAAUGUGGAUACAGCAUACCCCGCCACUCAAAAUCCAUAGACAUAACUAAAAAGUGCUGCGGCUAUUGCCGGGGCACCUUCGAGCUGAUCAUAAACAAGAAGACCAAGGAGGGGUUGGUCGUAUCCACACCCGCCAGAAAAGGGGGGGCUAAUGAAUUUGCCAAGUUUGUUAAAGAGAACUACGGUCAGGUCAAACAAGGUAAAACACAUGCGGAAGUAAUGAAGUUAUUAGGAGAACAAUUUGCAGCGAAGAAAAAAUUGGGAACACCUGUUUGUGUUGAUUCAUGAUAUUAAACCCUUAUCGAACACUCAACCUAACUAAUAUUAUAAAUGUGAAAAUAUUAAGUUUGUUUGUUACCUCUCCACGCUCGAUCUACUCGACCUAUCUUCUUGAAAUUUUGCAUACAUGUAGUUUGAAGUCUGGAGAAGGACAUGGGGUACACCUUUCAUUCUGGAAAAAUAACUGUUCCCGUGGGAAAUUUACGCUAAGCCGCGGGCAGCUAGUCUAUAUCUAUACUAUUAUAUAAAGAGGUAAGCGUUUGUGAGUUUGUAUGUAUGAGGCGGGUAAGCUCCGAAACUACCGAAUCGAUUUCAAAAAUUCUUUCACCUUUAGAAGGGUUCAUUAUCCAAGAUUGUUAUAGGCUAUAUUUUAUCUCAAAAUUCCCACGGGAGCGAGGCGUUCAUUUGAAGAAAUCAACGUACAGUGCUUGCUAUUGUCAGGUGUAAAUGUAUAACCCAUAUUAAAACUACGUAAUGUAUAUCGAUCAUGUGCAAAAACAAACUAAUAGCCAUGUGAAAAGACAACAUUUAGACUUGUACAAAACUGUUGGAAAAUCUUAUAUCUAUGUAUAUGCAUACCUAUUGCACAUAUAUUAUGCAAUUUGGAUUUACACGCUACGCCGUUGUCAAAAUCAUAGCUGUAUAUAUAACUAUAUACUAUAACUAAUAAAACUGCAAAUAUUCCUUGAUUAUGGUCAAAAUUGAUUAGGAAAUUCAAACUUUUGUUUGAUCUGUUCAAAUUCAAAUUUGUUUAUUUUGUGAACAUAGGUAAUAUAUAUGUAUAGUUAUAACAUACACUAUGCCUCGCCACUGGGCAUACAAAAUUAAAUUAGAAAAAUUGAAGAAUGUACUUGCACUAACAAAAAUUAUUUGAAGUUAUAUUCAUGUAGGUAUAUAUGUUACCGGCCAAACCCGAUUCCAGGAGAAACUAGUUUUGCCUAGGCUAAACUAAUUCUUCCUACAUGCGUUAGGAUAAACUUGUAUAACCUAGGCUAAAGCAGUUCGUCCUAAGCCCGAUAGGAUAAACCAGUUUAGCGCGAGCUAUUACUAGGUUAUCCUAAUAGAAAUACACACUCACAGGAUAAACUGGCAUAGCCUAGUCUAAACAUUAUAGAAUAUCUAGAAAGACAAAAUAAAUAGGUAAAUUUAAUAAAAUACUAUUUAAUUAAGCUUGUUGGACUAGGCUAAAUUAAUUUAGACUAGGUCAUUGCUGUUUAAGCUGAGUGUGUUUAUUUCUAUCAGGAGAAACUGUUUGGCCUAGGAUAAACUCAUUUUUCCUACAUGCGAUAGGGCGAACUAGUAUAGCCUAGGCUAUCUUAUCGCAUGUAGGAAGAAUUAGUUUGGCCUAGGCAAAACUAGUUUUAACGACUUCAGUGGCGCAGUGGUAAAAUUCUUGCCACUGAACCGAGAGGUCCCGGGUUCGAUCCCCGAUCGGGACAAGAUGGAAAAUGAUCUUUUUCUGAUUGGCCCGGAUCUUGGAUGUUUAUCUAUAUAUGUAUUUGUUAUAAAAUAUAGUAUCGUUGAGUUAGUAUUCCAUAACACAAGUCUCGAACUUACUUUGGGGCUAGCUCAAUCUGUGUGAUUUGUCCUAAUAUAUUUAUCCUGAAACCGGAUUUAGCCUGUAACAUAUAUAAUAUACUCGUAUAUAUUAUGCCAAAAGGCAAUCUACAUCUUCAACAGUGAAUAUAAUACAAGUGAUGUAAUUAAAUAUUUCUAGAAAAUGUAUUUACUUUUAGAAAAUAUUAUUUAAUUUGGAAGGUAAGUAUUAUGUUUUUUAAUGAUUUAAUAGUAAUAUUAAUGCAAAGACUGAGAUUGACUAUUGUACAGGUUACAAUAAAUUUUAUAGAUUUUAAAUGCUUGCAUGAGUGUAAUAAGCAAUACUGGGAGGUUACACGAAGUAAACUGUAUUUUAUAAUAAUUUGUAUACUUAACAAAUGAAUAUAUAGAAUUUUAAUAUUAUGUCAAAUAUUUAAAAUAUAUUGUGGAUAUACUUGUACAUCAAUUUGUUGACACAUUUGUACAAUUUUCAUGCGAGAUUUUUAUGUUUUUUGGUAAUAAAUUGCACAUACAUUAAUUUGUUUUAAAAAUGUUUUCUGUGAGUGUUUGAUUAGUUACUAGUAUAUUUUGUUAGUGUCCUAGUUGUAUUGUGUACAAUGAUUAGUUUAAUUUUAAUAAUAUAUUUUUGUGAAGUAAA
Messenger RNA from Plodia interpunctella (Indianmeal moth), 4020 nucleotides. It is a transcript of the gene Gcna, whose product is annotated as Germ cell nuclear acidic peptidase. Lineage: Eukaryota; Metazoa; Arthropoda; Insecta; Lepidoptera; Pyralidae. The coding region runs from base 120 to 1835 and encodes 571 amino acids. The transcript is spliced from 8 exons. Gene Ontology annotation, cellular component: nucleus. The record is from RefSeq and is a predicted model, not a curated record.